Molecule: messenger RNA, 2391 nt
Organism: Phytomonas sp. Hart1
Lineage: Eukaryota; Euglenozoa; Kinetoplastea; Trypanosomatida; Trypanosomatidae
Source: the annotation of a GenBank genome assembly
AUGAGACAUGUCCUUUGUUUUACUCCUCGCCAGUGGAAAGGAGGAGUGGUACGAGGUAUAACUGCUGGAUUUCUCCCCAGACGAUUUAUAACUUCCUCAACUAAGGAGGGAAGUUCUGAUAAAAAUGCCACUUAUCCGUCUAAGGAGGGCAAUGCCACAUCCACUCGAAAUCAGACACAGCAUCGACUCCCCCAAAAAGGUCAAAAUUUUAGUAAAUAUCAUAUGAUGCAGAAAGCCCCACAACGCGAUUUCUCUGAGUCAAACACUAACAGACCAACGUCUGGAAAGAUCACUCCUAGCUUACAGCGCGCCAAAUCGCGUCUGAAGCACAGUAGCAGUGCAAAAGGGUUCGUUAAGACUACCCAUGGUGAACCUGCCCCAUCCUUUUUUGAUACUUCUAUUCAUGAAAGGCAGAUGGAUGUUGAGAAGGGGUUCCCCACAGCAAUGGCGCACCUCAAAUCGGUAUUGGUAUUACCCUAUGCUCAGCAGGGAAAAGAAGAUCGAAAAUGGAGUCGUGUGACACAUGCGUACAAUAUGGAUGGUUACCCUUUACCACAGAACGAAACGACAGAGCCCUCCUUUUUUGAUCAAGACAGUCUAGAUAUUCGGAAUAGCAUGCGUGAUGCGGCAAUGCGAACAAACGGUGCACAUCCCACUGGAAUGACUAUGCCCUCGUCGUCCCCCCCGACCACUGAAGAGGUGCUUUCGCCUGACGUCCUGCAGCUUACCGGUGGCCAACCCCGCCAGGACGGACUGGGUCUAUCACUGCGAAGCAAUCUUGCUCCUGCGGACCAGACUGUCGAAGGCGACGACAGUAUAAAUGACUUUGGCGAUACUCCUGUACAGAUCACCGACAUGCUGCGCGAGAGACUUAUGGAACUCAAAGCCGAAAAGCUUCAGGAGGAUCGUGAUGAAACCUUUCUGCCACGGCGAAUGCGCCUGGAGUCAGAUGUCGAGCUUCAACGACGACAACAACGAAAUCAUAGGCAAGAGGAUUUUCAAGUGUUGUCCAAAGCCUCAAAAAACAAACACCCGUUUGUUUCAUCGUCAGUACCAACUCCACCAAAGCGAGUCCUGACUCUUUCGGAUUUAGAAAAAAUGGAAGAAGCAAACGGAACAGGGAUCUCGAAUAACGGCAUGGCGCUAACGGUUUCCAGCUCUCUUGAUAGCGUCAGCAACGAGCAGCGACAACAAGCAGCGCGCUUCUUGCGACACGCGGACGAAUAUCUUCCAGGGGCCAAUACAAAUAGCCACAACCUGAAUUCUAAGCCUUUGACUGAUAACAGCUUCACCGGUCAUCAGCUAUCAGAUUCGUCUCUAGUCAAUCCGCAUGGAGUUUAUUUGCUUCGUGUCCUUUCGCGUGCUAGCUAUUGUAGUCGUCGAGAGGCUUCUGCCAUAAUCUCUAGCGGACAGGUUCGGGUUAACAACGUCGUUGAGCGUAACCCCUUUCGCUUGAUUCGGCCUGAGGAUGACGUGCAUGUAUUGGGGCAUGAUUCUCGUCUUCGCUAUGCGCCGCCGCGGCUUUGGAUGUACCAUAAGCCGGCAAAUGUUUCGGUAUCUCGCAACGAUGUUUCUAGCCGAGCCCUCAUUAGCAAACACACCCGUAUCCUAGGCAUGGAUCAUCUGAUUCCUGUGGGUUCUCUACCACUGCGUGCGCACGGUAUUCUUAUGCUGACCAACGAUGGUGAGCUCUCACGUUUUUUGGAAAACCCUAAAUCGAACAUCCAGCAGACGUAUCUGCUUCGGGUGCGUCCGGCUAUUGAUCCCAUCCUAGCCCAUAAACUCAAUACAGAAGGUAUUAACAUUAACGGAAAACAGUUCAGGAACGUAGAGUUUUUAGUGAACCCAUCAGCAAAGUCAAGGCAUUCUGUGAAGAUAAAGAUUCGUGGCGAAACUAUGCAUGUUUCACAGCUUAUGCAACAUCUGGGUCGCAUGAUUGAACGUGGAGGUCGCAUUUCGUUUGGCCCUUUUUCUCUUAGUACCCUUCCGGUUGGCUCCAUGCGAGAGGUGACGGUGCCUUUAUUCUACGCUCAUCACUUAGGUGCUGUAUGGAAGCCCUUUGUGGAGCGUGACUGGCCUUAUUUUCGAAGGCAACGCGUCACGCGAUUACGCCAGCUCGCCCGGUACCGUGAAUUGACCCCCAAAGAAGUAGAGGAGCUUGAACAAUACACUUAUGAAGAAGUACAUCAUGCCUUGUCUUUUGAGUCACAGGAACUUUCUGAUGCAGUUGAGAAACGUGCCAAGCUUAUUCGGCACCACCUAGAACUGGAGAGCGAUAAAGCUUUCGAAAGGAAUUUUACAGAAAGCACGGACUACGGAGAUUGGUCUUCCGUAGACCCUGGAUAUGUAACCGAGAAUUACAUAUUGCAUGAUAUCACUGCAGCGACAUAA